CCAAAUUGCGCAAACUCGGGAAUUUCUCGAAAUCUAAUUAUAAAUUUUGUAUGAAAAUAUUUAAUGCAGGUAAAAUACCGCAGUGCGAUGCACGCUUAAAAUUACGCGCGUUAAUUUGGACACCGUAGCUGCCCGCUAAAUUCAAUCGAACCCAAAAAAUUUUGAAUAAAAGUAAACCCAUAAAAGUUCAUCUCAGGCCUCAGCAAAUGAUUAAUUAAUAUUUUUAACAUUUAAACUAAAGAGAAGGUGAAGUUUUCGUAAUUAAAUUAUGAACUAUGGCUGUACAGAAUAAAGUUUUAUAUGCAUUUAGAGGAUGGAUAGCUUUCGUAGCAUUUAUGGACUUGGGUACAGCCGGCCGCUCCUACAUAGAAAGAAGAUCAUUUCUCAACCACAAUGGAGAAAAUGAAUUAGAUGGUGAUUACACAUUGUCUCGGAUGCUUGGUAUGUACUCAGUACUGAAGGCUUUGGCGCUCAUACACUGCACCCUCUACAUACAUUAUAAGCCUGUAGUUUCCAUGGGAUAUUGGUCAUUGACCCUCACAAUAAUUCUGUACUUCACUGAGGCCUUCUACUUUCAUUCCACAACACUCAACUUUUAUAUUGUGUUUCCCUGCAUAUUGAAUAUUAUCACAUUACUGGGUCUGAUAUAUCUGCCUUCAAAGUUGAAACUCUGGGGGACAAUUCCUGGGACAUCGGGAAUGGACAGGGAAGUUGACGACGAGAACACGCAAAUCCUGCGACAGAUGGGCAACUUCAGACGGAGGAAACCUGGCAACCCCAUCAAGAACAAGCACGUCUGAUAAACGAGCGGUUAGUGCACUUCACGUAGGGGCCUUUAUAGUUAACACAUUGAUGUACCAGGUAUAGAUAUUGUCAAAACCAUGAGCCCUCAUUCGCACUAGCGCUUUUGCAAUUGGCGUU
Messenger RNA from Aricia agestis (brown argus), 921 nucleotides. RefSeq lists its product as uncharacterized. Bases 276 to 800 code for a protein of 174 amino acids. The record is from RefSeq and is a predicted model, not a curated record. Lineage: Eukaryota; Metazoa; Arthropoda; Insecta; Lepidoptera; Lycaenidae. Gene Ontology annotation, cellular component: membrane; endoplasmic reticulum. Gene Ontology annotation, molecular function: protein-macromolecule adaptor activity. The transcript is spliced from 4 exons.